UCCUUUUUUGGACUGUCGGCGCUGUCGCCGGUCUCGUGGGUCCGCGCUGCUGCGCCGCCUGGGCCGUCACCAUGGUGAAGCUGAGCAAAGAGGCCAAGCAGAGGCUGCAGCAGCUCUUUAAGGGCGGCCAGUUUGCCAUCCGCUGGGGCUUUAUCCCUCUCGUGAUUUACCUGGGAUUUAAGAGGGGUGCAGAUCCUGGAAUGCCUGAACCGACUGUCUUGAGCUUACUUUGGGGAUAGAGGACUGUUUGGUCACCUGGACUUGGAAGCAGUCAAUGGACAGUAACAACACAGAAGGCGUGCGCUCUGGCUGGGAUAAGAGAUGGGACAUCGUUCAGACAUUCAGCAAGUGAAUGGCACAGGGCUCUUCUCGGGUGCAUCUGUGGCAGAGUGGAACCUCUACUGACCUACUAAUGGUAGACUGUAUCAAAAUAAAUGUCUCUGACAAUGUUCU
Messenger RNA from Pteronotus mesoamericanus, 453 nucleotides. It is a transcript of the gene TOMM7, whose product is annotated as translocase of outer mitochondrial membrane 7. The coding region runs from base 72 to 239 and encodes 55 amino acids. NCBI's taxonomy places the organism in Eukaryota, Metazoa, Chordata, Mammalia, Chiroptera, Mormoopidae. The transcript has 3 exons. Gene Ontology annotation, biological process: protein import into mitochondrial matrix. Gene Ontology annotation, cellular component: mitochondrial outer membrane translocase complex. The record is from RefSeq and is a predicted model, not a curated record.